GUCGAUGCUGACAGUGUCCAGCCGUAGCAGACGCAGAAGAAGAGUUGCUGUAGUUUACUUGUUGAAUGACAGCGGACUAAAGUUUUUUAGUUUCGCAGUUUGGGAAAGACUCAGCACGUUUCUGCGCCGAGUCGCAGCGUUUCUGACCCCAGACUGUGAGAUUUGAUCCGGAAAAUGCGGGACCGAACUAAAGAAUUAGGAAACACUGCCGAGGCUUCAGAUGAGGAUGAGGAGGGCAAAGCUCUGAUGAUCAGACCCGGAACGUCUUCAGCCAAAGAGGAGAAGGACAACGAUGCUUUCUUCAAAAAGGUGCAAGAAAUUCACGAGGGGCUGCAGAGCCUCAAGCGGAUGGUGUCUGAGCUGGAGAACAAACAGAAGACGGUGCUGGGCGUGGCGCUGCCGGAGGAGAGCAUGAAGAAGGAGCUGCAGACUCUCAGAGAGGAGAUCAAAACGUUGGCCAGUCAGAUCCAGAGGAAGCUGAAGAAUAUUGAACCCAAGAAGGGAGAAGAGGAUGGAAAGUACAUCCCCAUUAACAUCCGCAUGCAGCGCACACAGCACGGCGUCUUGUCCAAGGAGUUUGUGGAGCUGAUGGGCCACUGUAACACCAUCCAGGCCCAGUACAGAGAUCGCAACGUGGAGAGAAUCCAGAGGCAGCUGAAAAUCACUGGCACCAACGUGACGGAUGAGGAGCUCGAUUCGAUGCUGGAAAGCGGCCAGACGGACGUUUUCACCCAAAACAUCCUGAUCGACGCUAAAGCCACGAAGCAGGCGCUGAAUGAGAUCGAGUCACGACACGACGAGAUCCUGAAGCUGGAGAGGAGCAUCAGAGACCUUCACGACAUGUUCCAGUACCUGGCCAUGGAGGUGGAGGCUCAGGGUGAGAUGGUCGACAGGAUCGAGAACAACAUCAAGCAGUCGUCUAACUACGUGGAGAAAGCCAAGGAAAACACGCAACAGGCGGUUAUCUAUCAGCAGAAAGCACGCAAGAAAAAACUCUGGAUCGCCAUCUGCGUGGCCAUCCUCAUCCUCAUCCUCGUCAUCGCGCUGGCCACCACCUUCAGCUAGUGACAGAACCACAUUACGGAUUCAAAAAUUCCAAUUUCAUGUAAAUACAUCAGCCCAGUGGAUGUACGGGUGAAUUUAGUCAGUGGUCCGUUUUGACCCUUUCAUUCGUCUCUCUAACCCCUCUGUCCGCCUAACGGGCUUUUUCUGUUGCGUUCUCUGUUAUUCAAACUCACGGCUUCAGUCUUUCCUGCAGCGCUGCAGGUUUUAUGUCGCUUUCUCUUCUGCAAAAACAAAGAGCAGGACAGAUUGAACUGUUACGUCCGUCCCCUCCCUCCUGCGUAAGAAAAAAAAAGAGGAAAUCACCUCGAGCAAAGGCACAAAGCAGUAUUGAAACCCAACACUGGCGCUGAUCACACUGUACUCAGGAAACUGUGCGUCGACUCUUGUUGCUUCUGGAAGAAUUGGAGACGUAAAGAACAAUUUUCUUUUACAGGCAUAUAUAGACUAAUAUAAUUGUACAUAACCUGUAUUGCUGGGGAUUAAAUACUGUAAACUAUAUGCAGAUUGUUUUUAAAACUUGAAGGUCGUUUCAGACUGAUUGCGUGAAACAAAUGUAAAUAGUUUUUUUAUUUUUUUUUUUGCUUUUUGUGAAAUAACUGCUCUUUUUUCUCUUUAAUUUCACAAAGGUGUCUGAGCGCUGCAGCAACAGGCCCAAGUCCCCUUUUUAUUUGUCCUAUCAGUUUGUAUUUAUGAUCUGAUUGAGAAAGGUUUUAUAACUACAACACAGAACCGUUUGUCAAAACUGUGCCUUCUCCUUUGCAUCGAGCCGGGAAAGUGACGCUGUGCACUAACAUUGUCAAGAAGGGAUGGAGCGAGUUUUUAAUUCUGUUUAUACGCGUCUAAAUCCACACGUUUGCAGCCGUGAGUCCGGAUCUGUUGGCGUUUUUCUUCACCAGCCUGUCACAUUGUGCCGUUUAGUUUAAUUCUGCAGGUAAAUCUAACGUUUGCUGACCAGUAGACGCAUUUAGGGACACAAACGGAAACCUGAUGAGGCCACGAUGUGACGAAUCUGUUGGAGGAAGCCCGGUUCUCGCUGAAGUCUCUUUAGAAAAAGGCUGAAGGACGACGGAGCGGCGAUUCCGCUGCUGUGGAAAAAUUACGACUGUCGAAUUUUGCAUCUAUUAUUUUAAUAUAGGUUUGUUUUUAAAAUAAAACUGCCACGUUCGAUUA
Messenger RNA from Acanthochromis polyacanthus (spiny chromis), 2235 nucleotides. RefSeq names its product syntaxin 4 (gene stx4). The record is from RefSeq and is a predicted model, not a curated record. The coding region runs from base 175 to 1065 and encodes 296 amino acids. The transcript is spliced from 10 exons. Gene Ontology annotation, biological process: vesicle fusion; intracellular protein transport; exocytosis. NCBI's taxonomy places the organism in Eukaryota, Metazoa, Chordata, Actinopteri, Pomacentridae. Gene Ontology annotation, molecular function: SNARE binding; SNAP receptor activity. Gene Ontology annotation, cellular component: SNARE complex; endomembrane system; plasma membrane.